This is a messenger RNA of Mus musculus (house mouse), 1449 nucleotides long. It is a transcript of the gene H2-M9, whose product is annotated as histocompatibility 2, M region locus 9. Gene Ontology annotation, cellular component: membrane; phagocytic vesicle membrane; lumenal side of endoplasmic reticulum membrane. Lineage: Eukaryota; Metazoa; Chordata; Mammalia; Rodentia; Muridae. Bases 63 to 1073 code for a protein of 336 amino acids. The transcript is spliced from 6 exons. The record is from RefSeq and is a predicted model, not a curated record.
CCUUAUCAAGAUUAUAAAAUGAAUACCUACUAGCAGAAACUCUGUCUGAACUUACCAAGAAGAUGAAGAACUUUGAAUCCCAGCCUCUCCUCCUGCUGUUCAUGGUCACCUUGGUCAUCGCAAAGCAUCCAAAUGGUUCACACACUCUGAGAUUUGUGUCCACCUUCUUAUCAUGGCCUCGACAUCUGGAGCUGCAGUUUAUCUUUCUCAUCUAUGUGGAUGAAACACAGAUCAUGGGAUUCAACAGUAUAUCAGAGAGUCAGAGGAUGGAGAGUCGGGUACCAUGGUUGAAUGAGCUAAAUGCAGAGUUUUGGGAGUUGGCAACACAGGAUGUCCUGAAAGAAAAAAGCUUCGUGACAGGAAUUAUGAACAAAUUGCUCCACAUCUAUAAUGAUAGCAUGACUGGAUAUCACAUAAUCCAGGAAACAUAUGGCUGCCAAGUCAAGCAGAGAACGUACUUCAGUCACGCCUUCAUGGAAUUAUUAUUCGAUACACAUGAUUACAUCACACUGAAUGAGGAUCUGCAAACAUGGAGAGCGGUUGGCAAGGCAGCUGAGAUAGUUAAGGAAGAGUGGGAGAAAAUAAAUCUUGUAAAGUCGUCAAAGUCUUUCCUGCUGGGUGCAUGUGUGGAGGGGCUCCUUCAAUACCUGAACUUUGGGAAGAAGUAUUUGCUGAGAACAGACACCCCUAAAAUACACAUGACCUAUAAGAUCAGACCAGAUAGGAAAAUCACCCUGAGGUGCUGGGCCUUCAACUUCUACCCACCUGAAAUCACCCUAACCUGGCAGAGGGAUGGAAGCAACCAGACCCAGGACAUGGAGGUGAUAGAGAUCAGGCCUUCUGGUGAUGGAACUUUUCAGAAAUGGGCAGCUGUGGUGGUCUCUUCUGGAGAAGAGCAUAGAUACACAUGCCAUGUAAAUCAUGAGGGGCUAUCUGAGCCUGUCACCCUGAGAUGGGAUCCUCCUGAACCCACCAUCCCCUUCCUGCCUAUGAUUAUUGCUCUGGUUCUUGGGGCUCUGCUUAUGGGAUCAGUGAUGACUUUUCUUAUAUGGAAGAGAAGGACUAGAGGUUAAGACAGAUGUGGUACAGAGCCAUUAAACACUGUUUCUGGCUUCUCCUCCCAUUGUGCCUUCUCUUUCUACACCUGACUGUGACUAUGUGUCUGUCUCCUCUGAGCACACUGUAAGCAGUUCAUCAGCAGGAAAAAGCCUUAUCUUGACUCUUACUGUGUAUAUUCCCCGGUCAUCUCUCAUAUUCCCACACAGGCAGGGCUGGGAAACCUCCAUCCAUGAUUGGAAUUUCACUUUCCCCAAUAUAGAAUUCCAUGCUUCUGUCUUUACUUAAUUAUUUGUGUUUGUUUGUGCAACUUCUUGGCAGAUUGUGUGAUUGACUGAUAUCCUAAAAAUGAGUAAAACUUGAUGGGAAAAUAAAUCUCAGAAUCUUAUGAAA